This is a messenger RNA of Aphis gossypii (cotton aphid), 2314 nucleotides long. RefSeq lists its product as uncharacterized. Gene Ontology annotation, molecular function: odorant binding; olfactory receptor activity. The record is from RefSeq and is a predicted model, not a curated record. The coding region runs from base 582 to 1841 and encodes 419 amino acids. Gene Ontology annotation, biological process: detection of chemical stimulus involved in sensory perception of smell; sensory perception of smell. Gene Ontology annotation, cellular component: plasma membrane. The transcript has 7 exons. Lineage: Eukaryota; Metazoa; Arthropoda; Insecta; Hemiptera; Aphididae.
AUUAAACUGAUGACAACUGUUCAAUUUUCUCAUCAUUGUUUUCACAACAAACACGCACAAGCUAUUUAUAUUGAUAUUUUAAUUCUUAUUACUAGUCAUUAAAGUUUUAAUGAUUAACAUACGAAAUAUUUAUACAAUAGGUAGGUACAGCAUUUAUUCUUUCGCGAACUUCGUAACGUUAAUAAUUUAUUAAUUUCCUUUAACAAACUAUUAAUAGUUAGUGUUAAAUAUUUCAAAAUACAUUUUAGUUUCAGUAUUAAGUACGCAUAUUGAACAAUGAACUAUUCCAGAUAAUAUUAUCGACGGUCGUUGAAUAAUCUUCAUUAAAUCAUGUUCUUAAGUUAAAUAUAUUUAUUGAAAAUAUCAUAAUAUGCACGUUUCAAACAUUUAAUAUAAUAUUAUAUUUUAAAAAUCUUUUUGUAAAUAAAGUACACGUACGUUUAUAUUAUUUUUUAACAAAAUAACAACAUUGAUUUUAUUACUGGUAUAUAUUACAUUGGGGAUUUCAAUAAACGGAUGUAUUUUUAAAUAGAUAAUCACCAAAGCAACGGAUUCUGGCAAAAAAUCGAAUCUGUAAGAACAUGACGUUUGAUAAAAGCAUAUUGGAAUCCAACGAAGUUUCCAUCAACUUGAAAUUAUUUAAGUUCAUUCGAUUUUUUCACCUAUUUGAUCCAAAUAUCAAAAAAAUUUGUAAUUUAAAUGUUUACCAUCUAGCUUGGUAUAUUAUAAAUUGUGUUAUUGGUUGUAUAGUAAUUUAUGGAUUGUUAGGUUAUUUUACUGAGAAGGAAGAUAUACUCAAUAUCGUUAAUCAAAUACAGCUAAUGUUUUGUGGCUUACUUUAUUAUUCAAGUUUACUAAAAAUAAUCAUAUUUUUAUAUAAAGCAAAUAGCAUUUGGGAUUUACUCCGGGUCUCUCAUAUGAAUUUUUUGACGAGUUCACAGUGUAAAACACAUAUUGGAAUUCUCCAUACACAUCGAAAUCAAUCAAUAAAAAUUACAAAUUUUAUAAGUGGCUUUGGAAUUGUGAUUGCCUUGGAAUGGAUCAUGUUUCCUCUACUGCUACAGUUGUUACAAAAAGAAGACGUAAACAAAUUAAAUCAACGGUUUGAAAACAUUUUCAACUUUCCGUUCCCAGUGACCAUAAAUUAUUAUAAUAAUAAUUAUGUUAUAUUUUAUAUUAUGGAAUCAUUUAUCGCAAUGUAUAUGUUAUACAUAUACGUAGUGGUCGAUGUCUUCUUUAUUUCAGUCUGCUAUGUUAUGAUCGCUCAUUAUGAGAUGAUAAAAAGAGCUUACGAAAAUGUCAACACUGAACUGGUUUCCGAAAAUAAUAAUAAAAACAAAAAUUAUUGUAAUGACUGUAUUUAUGAUUUAGUAUCGAUUAUGAAGGAUCAACAAAAACAUUUUGCGAAGUUAAAAUUAUUUUAUUCCACGUAUAAGUUUAUUAUCUUAUCAACUGUUACAAUAAAUUCAGGAUCUAUCAUAAUAUUAACAUAUGCAUCUGUUGUGAUUUUUACGUCAUCAGAAUCUAUACCAAUUCUUAGUGUAAUGAAGUUGAUAUCAGCAUUUGGAUACAUGUUUGUUGUUUUAUUUUUCCUUUGCUAUUUAAUGGAACGCAUUAAUAAUAAAAUAGAAUCGGUUCACUUGGGGAUGUAUAGUUGUAAUUGGACUGCGAUGAAUUUAAGAUCAAGAAAAAUGUUGUUGAUAUCAAUGCAGUUGAAUAAUGCUAAUAAAUUGAUGAUUAAAAUAACACCGAAAAAAAUUAUCAAUCUACAAUUGUAUAAUAGCGUAAUAAUCACAUGCUAUAACGUUCUUUCGGCUAUGCUGAAUACACGUUCUGAAUAAAAAAUCAAGAUAAAGUAAUAUAAUCAACAAUACCUCAAAUAGUCAAAUAUAUUUUGAUUUGUUUAUUAUUUUAAUUAUUAUUGACAAUGAAUAAAUUAUUAAUUUUUAUUACAUAAAAUUAAAACUUAAUUUUGUCUCACUUAUAAAUUUAAAAUUUUUCAAUUAUAUAAAAUAAGUUACGAGUUAUUACCUAGUAAUUAGUAAUCAGCAAAAUAAUCUGUAGACUCGAAUUCAAUAAAUUUUGUUAAUUUUUUGACAUUCUAGAACGAAUAACCUUACAACUACUUGAUAGUUUUGUAGAAUAUUAAUUGUAAAAGCAUUUUCCAUACAAUAGUGUUAAAAUUUGAAUUUUGGUAAAAGUAGUCAAAAGCUCUAAAGUCAAAAUUUGAAUAGGUCCCAAUAAUAUUAAAGUAUAUUAUUGUGAAUUCAUAACCUAAAUGACAAACGAGGAUUAGCUUUCUUGAAGAAUCAUU